Messenger RNA from Morone saxatilis (striped sea-bass), 4355 nucleotides. It is a transcript of the gene prpf6, whose product is annotated as PRP6 pre-mRNA processing factor 6 homolog (S. cerevisiae). Lineage: Eukaryota; Metazoa; Chordata; Actinopteri; Moronidae. The record is from RefSeq and is a predicted model, not a curated record. Gene Ontology annotation, biological process: spliceosomal tri-snRNP complex assembly; mRNA splicing, via spliceosome. The transcript is spliced from 21 exons. Gene Ontology annotation, molecular function: protein binding. The coding region runs from base 1 to 2910 and encodes 969 amino acids. Gene Ontology annotation, cellular component: U4/U6 x U5 tri-snRNP complex; catalytic step 2 spliceosome.
AUGGCCAGCGCCGCAGGAAAACAAGCGCCCAAAAUUGUCUCCAAAUCGUCCGCGGGAGGCGGCGGGGCGGCGGGGGCCGGCGGUGCGCCCCCGAUAAUGCCCCUCGCCUCUCCGCUCAUGGGGAAAAAGAAGAAGCCGUUUCUGGGGAUGCCCGCUCCGCUCGGCUACGUCCCCGGUCUGGGCAGAGGAGCAACUGGUUUCACCACCCGAUCGGAUAUCGGUCCUGCUCGUGAUGCCAACGAUCCAGUGGAUGACCGACAUGCACCCCCAGGGAAGAGGACGGUUGGGGACCAAAUGAAAAAGAACCAGGAUGAUGAUGAUGAGGAUCUGAACGACACAAACUAUGAUGAGUUUAAUGGAUACGCAGGGAGCUUGUUCUCCAGCGGGCCCUAUGAGAAGGAUGAUGAAGAAGCAGAUGCUAUAUAUGCAGCACUGGACAAGAGGAUGGAUGAAAGACGCAAAGAAAGAAGGGAGCUGAGAGAAAAGGAAGAAAUUGAGAAAUACCGUAUGGAGCGACCCAAAAUCCAGCAGCAGUUCUCAGAUCUAAAGAGGAAGUUGGCAGAGGUGUCAGAGGAGGAGUGGCUGAGUAUCCCUGAGGUGGGAGAUGCCAGGAAUAAGCGCCAGAGAAAUCCCCGCUAUGAGAAACUCACCCCUGUCCCCGACAGCUUCUUCUCAAAACACCUGCAGACCGGAGAGAAUCACACCACUGUUGACCCUCUGCAAGGGCUGGGAGGUCUGAACACACCUUACCCAGGAAGCAUGACCCCCGGCUUGAUGACACCAGGGACAGGAGAACUGGACAUGAGGAAAAUCGGACAGGCUAGGAACACACUCAUGGAUAUGAGGCUCAGCCAGGUGUCUGACUCAGUGAGCGGACAGACGGUGGUGGAUCCUAAGGGUUACCUGACAGAUCUCAACUCCAUGAUCCCCACACAUGGAGGCGACAUCAGUGACAUCAAGAAGGCUCGUCUGCUACUGAAAUCUGUGCGGGAGACUAAUCCUCAUCACCCGCCCGCCUGGAUUGCUUCUGCCAGGCUGGAGGAGGUGACCGGCAAACUGCAGGUGGCCAGGAACCUGAUCAUGAAAGGCACAGAGAUGUGUGUUAAGAGUGAGGAUGUUUGGCUGGAGGCAGCAAGGCUCCAGCCCGGUGACACAGCCAAAGCCGUGGUAGCCCAGGCUGUCCGCCACCUGCCACAGUCUGUCCGCAUCUAUAUCAGAGCUGCAGAGCUGGAGACAGACGUCAGGGCCAAGAAACGAGUUCUCAGGAAGGCCCUGGAGAAUGUAUCCAAGUCAGUUCGACUGUGGAAGACGGCUGUUGAGCUGGAGGAGCCAGAGGACGCCAGGAUCAUGCUUAGCAGAGCUGUGGAGUGUUGCCCUACUAGUGUGGAGCUGUGGCUAGCAUUGGCCCGGUUAGAGACGUACGAGAAUGCCCGUCGCGUCCUGAACAAAGCUCGAGAGAACAUUCCGACAGAUCGCCACAUCUGGAUCACUGCUGCCAAGUUGGAGGAGGCCAAUGGCAACACUCAGAUGGUCGAUAAGAUCAUUGACAGAGCUAUCACUUCACUACGUGCCAAUGGCGUGGAGAUCAACAGAGAGCAGUGGAUACAGGAUGCAGAGGAGUGUGACAAAGCCGGCAGUGUGGCUACCUGCCAGGCUGUGAUAAGGGCCGUCAUAGGGAUUGGCAUCGAGGAAGAGGACCGAAAACACACCUGGAUGGAAGAUGCAGAUAGUUGUGUGGCCCAUGGAGCGCUGGAGUGUGCCAGGGCCAUCUAUGCCCAUGCUCUGCAGGUGUUCCCCAGUAAAAAAAGUGUCUGGCUUAGAGCUGCCUACUUUGAGAAAAACCACGGCACCAGGGAGUCUUUGGAGGCCCUGCUCCAAAGGGCUGUGGCUCACUGUCCCAAGGCAGAGGUCCUGUGGCUGAUGGGAGCCAAGUCCAAGUGGCUGGCUGAGGAUGUGCCUGCAGCUAGAAGUAUCCUCGCUCUGGCCUUCCAGGCUAACCCAAACAGUGAAGAGAUCUGGCUGGCUGCUGUUAAGCUGGAGUCUGAGAAUAACGAGUAUGAAAGAGCCCGUCGACUGUUGGCCAAAGCUCGCAGCAGUGCCCCAACAGCCAGGGUAUUUAUGAAGUCAGUGAAGUUGGAGUGGGUGUUGGGAAACAUAGAAGCUGCCCAGGAGCUGUGCACAGAGGCCCUGAAACACUACGAAGACUUCCCAAAACUUUGGAUGAUGAGAGGCCAGAUAGAAGAGCAGUGUGAAAACAUGGAUAAGGCCAGAGAGGCUUACAACCAAGGGUUGAAAAAGUGUCCCCACUCGGUAGCCCUGUGGUUGCUUCUGUCUCGUCUUGAAGAGAGAGUGGGACAGCUGACCAGAGCCAGAGCGAUCCUGGAGAAGGCGCGACUCAAGAACCCCCAAAGCCCCGAGCUGUGGUUGGAAUCGGUCAGGCUGGAGUUCCGAGCUGGACUGAAGAACAUCUCCAACACGCUGAUGGCCAAAGCCCUGCAGGAGUGCCCCAAUUCAGGUAUCCUGUGGGCUGAGGCAGUGUUUUUGGAGGCCAGGCCCCAGAGGAAGACUAAGAGUGUGGAUGCUUUGAAGAAAUGUGAACAUGAUCCCCACGUCUUGCUCGCUGUCGCAAAGUUGUUCUGGAGUGAGCGUAAGAUCACCAAAGCCAGAGAGUGGUUCCUAAGGACUGUAAAGAUUGAGCCAGACCUGGGAGAUGCUUGGGCUUUCUUCUACAAGUUUGAACUGCAGCACGGCACAGAGGAGCAGCAGGAAGAGGUACGAAAGCGCUGUGAGAAUGCGGAGCCCCGCCACGGAGAGUUGUGGUGUGCCGAGUCCAAACACGUCCUGAACUGGCAGAAGAAGACAGGAGAGAUCUUAGCGGAGGUAGCCAGCAAGAUCAAGAACACAUUCUGAGACUGGGGAAAUUUGGACUGAAAACACCUGGAGGACUCUGGCAGUCACCAGUCUAGCAGGAAACAGCUAUGGACACGCUCAACUAUUGUUCCCUACCAGGACUUGCUCAUCUUCGGCAGAUGCAAAGUAUUCACAUAUACCCCCCAGUCUUUUCAUGUUUUUCUUGUUUACAGAAUUGACAGUUUUGUACUUACCAACUGAAAAUGAUCAUUUGAUGUCAAAGUGAAAACAAUUCCACAAAAUUGAACACAAGUACCAAUGUAUAAUAAAAGAAAGUCCUAGCAACAGAAGUAGCUUUCUAUGGAUAGGUCUGUGGUCUCUCAAGUCCUCAGAUGAAUUAAGGUCUGGACUUUAACUUGACCACUUUAGGACAUUAUUUUGUUGUUUUUAAGCCAUUCCUGCUUAUCUUCGGCUUCAUGUUUAAAGUAUUUGCCAUGCAAGGAAGUAAACUUGCUCCCACGUCUGGCUGCAGACUGCAGCUGGUUGUUCUCUUGGAUUCCAGUGUAUUUUGCUUCCUUCCUCCUCUUUGUUUCAGCCCCCUUUCUGGCAAGCACUCACUCAGAUGUUGCGUGAGGUUUUUUUUUUAAACACCUUGUAACACCGCCAUAGAGCUGCACCUGGUGAAUCACCUGGGCAACAGUUGUUUCAUUAAUUUCUGAUUGACUAAAGAGAAACACACCUAUUCUAGUAAAAUGUUUAUGGCCUAAUUCAUGAAUCGGUAAAUCAGCUUUAAUUUCAUCUUCUGACAACUGUUAAGUGACGGCAGACACAGUACUGUACCUUUUGUUAUUCGGACCCAGCCAUGACCUCUCAUGUUAAAUACAUGUAAUUAGUGGUAUCCAUUGUUUAGCCAUCCUGUUGGUCCAUUUUUGUUUAACUGCUGCACAAACCUGUCUGCUCGGUUAAAUCUAAACAGUCCGUGCCAGUUCUGUGUCUCUUAUCAACAUAUAAUGUGAUGUGAAUUCUAAUAAUAAUUUGUUGCACCAGUAAUGAUGUCGGUGUGUCAUAGUAAAAGCUGUUAAAAGUUGGAUGCAAUUGUUGUAGUUUUAUAUUUGUACUAAAUUAGGAUGAAUUUGUUUAUUUGGGAUUGUGUUCACUUUGACAUUUGUCUGUUUUUCUGCUGGUUAGUGUUGAAAUUCUAAUUUCAGUCAUUGUGGUUGCUGUGAAAAUGAAACAGAAAUGACAAUGUAACAGAAAUAAUAACAAUGACAAUAAUCAAAACAUCUCAAUUUUGAGGAAUCUUAUUUUUCUGUCUUGUCCACAGAGAUAUGCAAGAAUCCAGAUUUGUCUAUGUCCGUUUGGUAGUGUAUAUAAACUUCUUGUCAGGGACUAUUUCAUGAUUCAUCAUGUUGUAAUGAACUGUUUUUUUACUUAGUUUGCUUGAAAUGUGUUCAAAUACUUUGCAGCCAUCCAAUAAACAACACUGUUUGUUGCACAGUUCCCAA